Molecule: messenger RNA, 1182 nt
Organism: Encephalitozoon intestinalis ATCC 50506
Lineage: Eukaryota; Fungi; Microsporidia; Unikaryonidae
Exons: 1
Coding region: 1-1182 (393 amino acids)
Source: RefSeq, a predicted model, not a curated record
AUGCAACUUCCAAUUCCAAGAAUCAAUAGUACAAACUACAAGCGUAUACUAGCUGAGGCAAGACUAUCUGAAGAUAGAGAAAAGGUUAUUUCCGAAAUAAAGAGUGUUAUACUACUUAUGCCGCACAGGUCGUCCAUCAUAAGUAAUCUUAUAAACGACCUGGCAGAAGACAAUCCCGAAUUUAAAGAUAAGAUAGUAAGCAUGGCUAAUGACAUCUCAAUGGCCGAAGAUACUUACGGAUUGAUAUCUGCGUCUUUUACCUUCAAAAGACUAGGGGUAGAAGGGACAGAGGGUCUCUUUUGGGUUAAAGAAAUACCUACAACAAAUUCCUUGCUUGGAUCCACAAGCUUCGAAAUGCCUCCGGCUUCUCUGGACCGAUGCAAGAAAGAAGUAGAAAGAAUGCUUGGGAUUUCUAAUGAAAAAAGCUUUGAAGAGGUAUUUUGCGUAGUGCAGAUUAUAAGGAGCUUUCGAUUCUCUGUUCAUGAAUGCCUUGGGCAGUUAGGAUAUAUUUCAAAGCAAAAGACCUUGGUGGAUGGGCUUCGAAUUCUUCAUAAGGAGGAGAAUAGCCUGUAUUUAUCUGCAUUGAUUCUUGAACUUGCAAAGAAGCAAGGGUUUCUAAAGAUCCUGCUUGAAGACCUUCCUUUGUUUGAUCAAGAGUUUCGGGACAUCCUUCUGCCGCUUGUUUUUGAGUACUUCUACGGACCUAGUGAUGAGAGCAACAGCGUCUAUAUAAGCAGUUCCUAUAUACCUCUUGGGACUUCGGAGGAUAUAGAUCCAUUUAGGCGCCUUAUUACCGAGACCACAGUAAGAAACAUGAAGAGAAUUUCUGGAUCAAAUAAGGUGGAAGCUUUUCUGAAUAAGAAAGAAAAUCUAGAAGCUAAAAAAGUUCCAAGGAUGAGCCGAGAGGAAUUUGAAAAAACCAAUUUUGAGGACAAAAACGCGUUCUUCAGGAAUUUCUGUCUUCUUGGAUCCCCAAGUGUAUCUCAUUUCCUUACAUACCUGGAAAUCUACAAGGAACAGCUCGUGCUCAAUGAAGAGGAGCAGAAGUUGUUUCUCUCUAUAUUCUUUAAGACAUUUGAGGGGCUUGAGUCUUUUUCCCGGAUAGUUCUGGAGAAGUUGGUUCUGUUUAAAAUUGUAGACUUCAAAUUGUUAGAAAACUUUAAUGGAGAGCAUUCUCUAUAG